UUCGGUCUUCGGCUUGCCAUACAGUCUCGCCUUCCACGGUGUGCACAGGGGCAUAUGAUCAGUAUUUGGUCGUUAGACGACAGGGCGUUAGACGGAAGUGAGUGCAAUUUUUGGCGCGAUCUGUACGCGUUGUGAAAUUGCGGUUGUGAUUUUACGCGAACUCCACAGUGCGAUUUUGACAUGUUUUCAUUGUUCUCUAAGGCGCCCUAACCACCCAAACCACCAAACGCCACAGUGGAAUAAAUGACAUCCCCCGACAAAAACUCUAACUAAUACGCGCCCACAGAAUAAACCCAUCGAAAAUGGCGACCAUCUGUUUCCGGCCGCCGCCGCUGCCACCGAACAAAAAGUCCGGCGGCGGCCCUUUCGCGAACGCGUCCCGCUCCCGGAAAAACAGCAACGGAUCGCUCUCGUCCACCUACAUGAGCUUCCGGGACCCGAGCGAGGACUGCGACAUCUCGCUCGGCGGCGAGGAGAUCGAGAUGACCGACAUGAGCGAGAAGGGCGCGAAGGCGAAGCGUUUCGCGAAGAUCGGCCACACGAACUCGCUGUGCCGCGGCAGCAGGGCCAAGGUGACGCUGGUGCGCAGCCAUUCCGACGGCAACCUGGACAAGAAGGGCCUGGAUCAGCCCCUGACCAUCAACAGGUACAUGAGGGUGCUGAGCGGCAGCUGGAAGAACCUGCUUAACUUGGGCGGCAUGUCACGGCCCCCAAAGCCGGCGGCCACCGCAAAGAAAGUCGCCCCCCCAGCAGUGCCCCACGAAUUUCGUCAUUCCGGAAGCUCCUUUGGAUCGGCAGGAUACGCCUCCUCGGAAGACACCGGCUUUUUAGCCCCAUCGGAAACACCUGGUGUGCCUAGAGAUGACCAUUCCGAUUAUGGAAGUACAGUCAGCGGAAGUACGGGAAAAUCCCCAGGACCCAUAUUUCCAGCCCCGCAAUUCACAUUUCCUGGACAGCCACCGCCCGGCACUGUACUUACCCACAAAGCGGCCGUGUACUACCACCAUCAGUAUAGUCUACAGGAGGAUCAGGGUAUCGACAUGACACAGUCUCCAGGACGGGAUAGUCCAGGAUCUUCCAGCGGCAGCGCAGGUUCCGGAUCCCGCCACAGCACCGCCUCCUUGGACAGCGGCAGGGCGUCCUACCAUCCGCUCAGCACGGCCGGAAGGAGCACCAUAGGAUCGUCAAACAGUCCCAGGUGCUCCCUCAGCUCCUGCUCCAUCGGUUCCGAUCAGGGCCGGAUAGAGAGGAUGAUCGGACAGGGCGUUCCGGAUCACGACAUCAUACACGCCUGGUUGGUGGACCUACAGUUCGAGGAUUACUUUUCGCUGUUCGUUCUGGCCGGCUACGACCUUCCGACCAUAGGCAGGAUGACGCCGGAGGAUCUGACGGCGAUAGGAAUAAAAAAUCCGAUACACAGGAAGCGGCUCAAAGCGGAAAUAGCGAAACUGAAUUUGCCGGACAAUUUGCCUGAAUUUAUACCGGGGUCCCUCGAGGAAUGGCUGCACCUCUUGCGUCUGGACGAGUACCUGCCCGCCUUCAUACAGCAGGGCUACCAGACCGUGGAUCACGUGACGGAACUGGCAUGGGAGGAUCUGGAAGAGUUCGGCAUCGUCAAGCUGGGCCAUCAGAAGAAGAUAAUGCUGGCCAUAAAGAGGAUCAAGGAUAUCAAGGCGGGAAAACGCAUAGGGAACGACAGGAUUUGCACGACGCAGGACGUACUGGUGCACGCACCCCUGGGACCACCCUCGCCCACAGGCCUGGCCCCCACAGUCCACAGCACCUUCCACUCCUUCCACCAGCCCUGGGAGUUGGACCAGACGAGGCAGCUGGCUGCGUCCGCCACCGGCACCCCCCAACACUACGUGCCGUUGUACCGUACCGAUAUCGUGCCGAUAAAGAUACGAACAGGACGCGGCAAAUCCCUCGAAUCGCUGGAGGAUCCCAACGAAAGGACGCACCUCACCUUCACGUCGGAAAACACGCAGACGUUCUACUACCAACAGCCCAUCGGAUGGAGGCCUUGGUCUUACGACGACGGCGACAUAACACCUACCAACGAAUCCGUGAUACUCUACGAAGGCGGGGGAACCCUACCGAGACCCAGAGGCGUGAUCAAACCCAGACCGGUGGCCAAGAUAGCAGCCAAGGCCAGAGAAACCUUCCCCGACUUCGAGAAGCCGCAGUUUAGCACGGAGAAAUACGCGAAUCCCCAGUACAAAACGCUGCCGCGAGACAUGAUCGACUCCGGCAAGUACCACGCGCAGUACAGCCCCAUGAUGGGCAAGAAGAUACCUCCGCACCCGCCCAAGAGGCAAGAUUCGGAGUGUUCGCACGAGCAGACCACUACGGUGGAGAUCCACCACGUGCAGACGUCUAGUCCGCUGCCGCUCCCGGCGUACCCCAGUUCGGACAGUCUCAGUAUAUCGUUGGAUAACCAGGGGGACCUGCCGCUGCCGCCGCCCCCGGCGCCAGGGACGCCGCCCGGUAGCGCCCACUCGAAGUUGAACUCUUCGCAGAGCUGGAGCGCCGAGGAACAGGAGCUCAUCAAGUCGCUGGCGUUGCAGCACAGAAACGGUUCCGACGCAAGUUUUAAGUCGAGUUCCAGUACAGAAUCAGAUUCGCUGCCUUUCGCCAACGAGAACGCCGGCACGAUAAGGACAAGAGCCAGCGGCAGACCAGUAGAGUACUCCCCCGCGAAGCCCAGGACCUCCCUACCCCCUCAUCCGUCCCCCACCCCGAACAGGCAGCAGGCCGUGGCGAGAAACAACCCCAGGGCCGAGCCAGCGGACGUACUGAACGACAUCGGAAACAUGCUGGCCAACCUGACGGACGAACUAGACGCCAUGUUAGAAGAGGAGAAGAGACAGCAGUAACAGUAAAGUAAUAAGACUGAAUGUCCACUAUCUUCAAAUGUGUAAAGGGUAAGAGCGUUCUCGUAUUAAUCCCUUAUUUAGAGCAAUGUAGGGACCACCUUUUCUCGCAACAAUUCGUCACAUGUCUCGUUUUCCAAAGUCUCCAAGUGAAAUAAUCGGAACUGGAGGAAACGCGGUGACGUAACGUUACCGCGAGUGACAUAUGACAGGUGACAGGGCCGUCAAUUCGAACAUUUCUCUAUGAUCCAGCAUUCCGAAAGAACGAAAGUUGUUGAACUGGGCCGCGUUUUCUCCAUUUCCGUUCCGUUAAAUUGAAAUUCGUCGAUGUGAAACCUUACCCUUUAAACAGUUGUGAUAUUUUUGUAUGAGAUAGGGCUUAGUGACACCUUAAGUAGAUUAUCGUUCAUUUCCUGUAAAUAUUUUGAGAAUUUUUUAUAGAAUUUUGUAAAUAUUUUUAGAUAGGGGUUUUGAAUUAUUACAUUGUAAAAAUUGUAAAUUUAAUUUGGUUAUAUAUCUUGUUUGAGUUAUGUAGCUGAUGCAUUGACAUUGAGUUUUGCGGAAAGCCCAUCGUCAAUGGAAAUAUAAUUUUGAACCGUUUAUACGAUCGAUGUUUAUUUUCAAUAUUCGAAAUUUCCAUACAUCUGCGAAAACUGUCAACUGUAAUCCGUUGAUGUCAAUGCAUAUUAUUCCUAUAAAUGGCGCUAGAUGGAUUCUCCCUGAUUUCGGUAUGAUUUGAUCUCGGUGUGAGUUGUUUUUCAGAGUAUAAUUUGAAUGUGGGGUCGAGGAAAAAUGACUUUUAUAUAAAACAAAUGAAUAUCAGUAGUGACAGAUGAACACUAGAUCUUGUACUGAAGAUUAGAACAUAGAAACAUGUUCUGUAUUUAUAUUUUGAGGCCAUCGUCGAGUAGUUGGCAUGGAUAGAAGUUCGAUAUACAUACCUAAUUUAGAUGUUGACUGUUCGAGUUUGUUCAACCUUAGUACCGAAAUGGAAUCUGGGGUGCUUUAGACCGAAUUUAAUCGUUACGCGUACACCCUGACUAUAAAUCGCCUCCACUGUUUCUAUUCUCGGAUAAAACAUUCAUAAUUGAAUAUUAGGAAUCAAAAUACAUUUCCGAUGCUCUCAACAUAUGUUCAAGAGAGCUAAAGCCCAAAAACGUUGCUCCGAAAUGUGAUGACUGGAUCCGUGAAGCUAAGUGGUUUUAAAAUUCGAAAAAGGCGAUAAUACUUCAACAAACCGACAAAAAGAUUGCGUAGAGCUAAAAAUAUGUUCAUACAUACCUCUAUCACAUCAUCUGGGAACCUGAUACACAACCUCACAAUCAAACUUUUCUCACAAUAAGGCACGACUCAUGAAUUCAAAAAUUAUUAUUUCUAUCUGUCAUCAACAACAUACCAUAGAAUUCAUGUGAUGAUUUAUUUAAUCACGGAUUAUCUCACACUGUUAUUUAGAUUCUAUACUUCAAUUUCAUUUAUGAAUCCAUCAUUGAAGUAAAAUAUUUUCAUCCAAUAAUUGAAAAAAUCACGUUACAAUCCAAAUAAUAUCUUCAGAUCGAUGAAGACGCAAGUUUUAAAUCUAAAUAUACCGAAACUACCGUUAUUUACCAUUACCUACCUCUUUGUGGAGAUUUCAAGAUGACAGUUGUUUCCAUGAAAGAUUUUCUGUGUUAGUCAUCUGUGUAGGGGCAAAACUCAACGUGUUGUUUUUUCCUGAAUAAAUUCUCUCGAAAUCUUAUAUUAUCAACGUCAUCGCCUUUUUAUUGCGCCCAUUCUAUUUAUCUAACAUCGAUUCUCGGCCGAAAAUUCACACUCGAAAGAAAUUUCGAGAAUUUAGAGUAAUUUUCAGUUUGUUGGGUAUAAUUUUUAGCUCUAUGCAAUUUUUUUCUUUACUGUAAUCCAUCACCGGGUUACUUUGAUUCAGCUGCGUAUCAUCCAUAUACAUAGAGAAUAGACUGAGCCAUCCUUAUUCAGCUGUACAGUAAAUAUAGCGGAAAAAUGUGAGAAAGAAUACCUGGCAUGCGGCCAUUAGUUGUCUUUUUCUAGAAUUUUGAUUGUUCAACAUUCACGUCUAUGUCCACAGAAAAGAGACAAGUAUUGGCCGCAUCAUAGUUUUGUCUCUUUCUGCAGAUUAGACAUUUCAUGUUCGGUAUAUUCCUUAUGUCUAUGGUAUCAUCGUUUUGAAAAGAAAACCUAACCGCAAUCUAUACCACAACCAAUAUAUAUUUUGGGACGCCUAUCCAAUUGGUCUACUGAUAUUGUGCCAUACUUCUUUGAAAGCCUAUGUAUAUUUACGUUGAAAACCAGUACAUGUAUAAAAUCAAAUAUUACCGUUAUAUUUGUGUUGAAACUACUUGAUGGCAUAACGUUAUACGUCUCUUUUCCUGUAAUAAAUGUUGAUAAGAUUUUACUUAACAUAUAGAUUUUAUUAUUAUAAAUUAUUUUAAUGACGCAUUAUUAAUUACAAAUUUUGUAUUUGCAAUUCGAUUAUAUUUCUUUAUUGUAUUGUUUAAUUGUUAACAAUGAAUAUAUAGAUCAAUAAACAAAUAUACACUUAUAA
Molecule: messenger RNA, 5430 nt
Organism: Coccinella septempunctata (seven-spotted ladybird)
Lineage: Eukaryota; Metazoa; Arthropoda; Insecta; Coleoptera; Coccinellidae
Gene: ckn
Product: caskin-1
Exons: 11
Coding region: 303-2876 (857 amino acids)
Biological process (GO): axonogenesis; cell surface receptor protein tyrosine phosphatase signaling pathway
Cellular component (GO): axon; focal adhesion
Molecular function (GO): protein phosphatase binding; signaling adaptor activity
Source: RefSeq, a predicted model, not a curated record